AUGGAUAAUCUGUCCUCGAACGGACAAUACCUCUCGCUUCUCAGUGGAAUCAAUCAGAUUCCCAAAAAUGAUUCCCGACAAUCACAAGCUCAGACUCCAUUCUCUGAAGGAACCAUCCCAGAGAGAGAAAACAAUUCAUUCGUCUUGGAUCAAUUUGGUGUGGAUGAACCAUCUUCUUUUCCUUACCGACCUCUAUCUAGCUCCCAUGAAACCAUACAUCUUCCACAAUUUGUACCCAAUCAGCCGGUACUUUCUUUUGGGCGCUACACUCCAACGACGUCUUCUCUUCGCAAGACUUCUUUCUGGACCUAUCUUCCUGUUCCUUCUGUCGGUUCGUUGGAUUUCAUCCCAAAUUCUUCCUCCACGCAGAAUCCUUUCAACCCGCACUUGAACCUGAUCCCUAGUCAAAACAACUGGGAAUAUUUAACCCUUCAACGUCUUCCAGACAUCCCAGUCCAUCAUCAUCCCGCUUCGUCGUUAGCUCUCAUCAAUCCGAUCUGGAUAUCACCCCCUAACACAUUCCACGAUGGAGGUUAUCUUCCAGAUCCUUUCAACCCUCCCGUCUCUCCUAAUCGUUCCGCUUUUGCGAUGUAUCCUCCUAUUCCGUCUACUGUCCAAGACGACCACGAAGAGGCUAUACCAGCGGAACACACGCCAUUAUACGAAUUACCGAUGUAUCAACCCCCAAACGAUAUCGCACUUCCGAACAGACUGGAAGUUGCCGUAGAUGAGUACAAUCGGUCAAGGUCGGACCCCAUUCACCUUCUCGAUACAACUCAACAGGUGUCUAAUUUGGAACAAGAUGAUAGUGUCUGGUCGGACGAUGCGGAAGGAGAAACAGAGUUGGAAUCAGAUACAUAUACGAGACUUGUCCCUCUCUCCUCCAACUAUCUCCCAUAUCGAUCAAAGAUUCUUUCCUCAUCUAGCGAAGAAGAUUCAGAUAGUUCUUUCGAGAUUCCUCUCUCGUCGCUUUUUCGGUCUAUACGAUAUGCCAAACGUAGGAAGAUCACCAAGACUGAUAUGAGACAAAGUUCGACAAAACUUCCAACUGGUCGUAACAAGGCAAGCGCUUCUGGCCCUAAACCGGCUAAGAGGGGGAACGGAAUAGGAAAUGUAGGAAAUGCAUAUACUGUAUCUAUUUUGGAUAAGGUAUGGGAUGAAAAAGCCAAUCAUACCACUUUCGAUUUUCAUCUUUGCGCAGCUUUGCAUGACCCUUCAACGGAUGAUUAUAUUCAUUGGGAUGAAAAGGGGGAUGUGAUCGUGAUUCCCGAUAUCAAAGCUUUCCUUCGUCAUGUUUGGCCUCAUCACUGUCAGACGAGUAUCAAGAGAGCUGCGUUCAAUAAGCAAUUAGCAAAUUACGGUUUUAGACGUGAGAAGUAUAGACUCAAUAGUCUUACCCAUCCUCUCCGACUAGAAUACGAUGGUUUAAAGAGGGAUGAUCCGCGUUUCUGGGCAAAACUCGCCGAACGAUGCGCAAAGUUCAUCGGGUCCCCUCAGUCCGAGUGA
Messenger RNA from Tremella mesenterica DSM 1558, 1506 nucleotides. RefSeq lists its product as uncharacterized. Gene Ontology annotation, biological process: regulation of DNA-templated transcription. The record is from RefSeq and is a predicted model, not a curated record. The coding region runs from base 1 to 1506 and encodes 501 amino acids. Gene Ontology annotation, molecular function: sequence-specific DNA binding; DNA-binding transcription factor activity. Lineage: Eukaryota; Fungi; Basidiomycota; Tremellomycetes; Tremellales; Tremellaceae. The transcript has 5 exons.